AUGGCGGGAACCAUCCAUGCCCUAAUUCUCACACCUCGACCCGCCAAAUCGUUGCCGUUUGCUCUCCGAAUCCCACAUUUUCCGUCCAAACGUGCCGCAUUCCGUUUCAAUUUUCAACUUAGCCGCUCCAUUUCGAGACCCGUCAAAGCUUGCCAACAGUCCGAUCAGAUAGAUGGUGAUGGAAAGAAAGCUCAUAAAGAUUCUGGUUCAGUGAAGGGCUUGAGUUGGGCUAAACCAUUGUCGAAUUUCGUGGCGAAUAAUUUUCUUCCCUUAGCUCUUGUUGGUGGAGUAGCUUUAGGGAUGGCAAAUCCUAGUCUAGGUUGUCUGGCUGAUACGUAUUCUUUGUCAAAAUUUAGCACGUUUGGGAUUUUUAUCAUCUCAGGGUUGACCUUGCACACUGGAGAAAUUGUUGCAGCUGCACAAGCAUGGCCUGCUGGAAUCUUCGGGCUAGUCUCCAUUCUAUUAUUUACUCCAUAUUUUUCGAGGAUAAUAUUGCAACUGCAGCUCCAACCUCCAGAGUUUGUUAGAGGGCUUGCAAUAUUUUGUUGUAUGCCAACUACACUAUCAAGUGGAGUGGCACUUGCUCAGCUUGCGGGGGCCAAUUCUGCUCUUGCUCUUGCCCUUACUGUGAUCAGUAACCUUUUAGGAAUUUUGAUUGUCCCAUUUUCUAUAUCAAAAUACAUAGCUGGUGGAGUUGGUGUAUCUGUUCCAACUAAGCAACUGUUCAAAAGUCUUGUUCUAACAUUGUUGAUCCCCCUAAUCUUGGGGAAGAUUUUUCGAGAAUCCUUCAGAGGUGUUGCAGACUUUGUUGAUCAAAACCGUAAGCUUUUUUCUAAGAUCAGUGCAGUCUUCCUCAGUUUAGUGCCAUGGAUACAAGUUAGUAGGUCGAGGUCACUGCUGUUGAUGGUUAAGCCUCCAGUUUUUCUUGUGGCUAUUGGAAUGGGAGUACUUCUGCACGUCAUCUUGUUAGCCUUUAAUGCUCUUGCUUUAAAGAGCAUCUCAGCUGUCUCUGGUGGCAGUCGAUCAGUGUUUUCCAAGAAAGAAAAUGCCAUUGCUGUUCUCCUUGUUGCGAGCCAGAAAACUCUGCCUGUAAUGGUGGCUGUAGUGGAGCAACUUGGUGGUGCACUGGGUGAAUCUGGUUUGCUUGUUGUUCCUUGUGUUGCAGCACACUUAAAUCAGAUUAUUAUUGACUCGUUUCUUGUUAACUUCUGGCUUCGGAAGGACCUCUCGACUCACAGUACAAAGGUAUCUUGA
Prunus armeniaca (apricot) is the source of this 1254-nucleotide messenger RNA. NCBI's taxonomy places the organism in Eukaryota, Viridiplantae, Streptophyta, Magnoliopsida, Rosales, Rosaceae. The record is from the annotation of a GenBank genome assembly.